Messenger RNA from Sardina pilchardus (European sardine), 4246 nucleotides. RefSeq names its product galactosidase, beta 1-like (gene glb1l). Gene Ontology annotation, molecular function: beta-galactosidase activity. Gene Ontology annotation, cellular component: vacuole. The transcript is spliced from 16 exons. NCBI's taxonomy places the organism in Eukaryota, Metazoa, Chordata, Actinopteri, Clupeiformes, Clupeidae. The record is from RefSeq and is a predicted model, not a curated record. The coding region runs from base 177 to 2096 and encodes 639 amino acids. Gene Ontology annotation, biological process: carbohydrate metabolic process.
AACGGGACAAGGAGACCGCUUGCUUGUUACCGUCAUGGGGUAAUAUCAAUUACCAACCACAACAAGACGAGUUUUAAAUAGUGCAUGUCGCCUAAUGGGUCGUCGUUGUUGUCAUUAUAUCAACAUAAUGACAAAUUGAUUAGUGAGUGUUCCAGCUCGUCUGCUAAAUUCAAGUUAUGAGUUCAAAAGUUUUUUUCGCUAUCGUUUGCCUCACAUCCGUCCACCUGGCAAGUGAGACAGUUGCAGCUGCGUCAGAGUCACGCACUUUCUCCAUUGACUACAAGAACAACUGCUUUCUGAAAGAUGGAAAGCCCUUCCAGUACGUCUCUGGAAGCAUCCACUACUCUCGCAUCCCACCGUACUACUGGAAGGAUCGACUCCUCAAGAUGUACAUGACUGGACUGAACGCCAUUCAAGUCUACGUACCCUGGAACUUCCACGAGCCGGUGCAGGGUGUAUACAACUUCGAAGGGGAUCGGGACCUGGAGCACUUCCUGGGCCUGGCCAAUGAGACGGGCCUGCUGGUCAUCCUGCGUCCUGGGCCGUACAUCUGCGCCGAGUGGGAGAUGGGUGGGCUGCCUGCGUGGCUGCUGGAGAAGCCAAACAUCAUUCUGCGGUCAGCUGAUACAGACUACUUGCAGGCCGUGAGCAGCUGGUUCGCCAUGCUGCUUCCCAGGAUGGAGCGGUGGCUGUACAGCCGAGGAGGCAACAUCAUCUCUGUGCAGGUGGAGAACGAGUACGGAAGCUACUUCGCCUGCGACUACAACUACCUGCGGCACCUGCGCACGCUCUUCCAGAGCUUUCUGGGCGAGGACACGGUUCUCUUCACCACCGACGGGAACACGGACCGCGAGAUGGUCUGCGGAACCCUGCAGGGCCUCUACGCCACCAUCGACUUCGGCACAGACACCAACAUCAGCACUGCCUUCAGUCGCCAGAGGAGGUUUGAACCCAGAGGUCCGCUGGUGAACUCUGAGUUCUACACGGGCUGGCUGGACCACUGGGGUGACCGGCACGCCUCUGUGGACGGCCAGAAGGUCAGCAAGAUGCUCGGGGAGAUGCUCGCCAUGGGGGCCAACGUCAACAUGUACAUGUUUGAAGGAGGAACAAACUUUGGCUACUGGAACGGUGCGGACCAUGACUCCAGGUACCGCUCAGUGGUGACGAGUUACGACUACAACGCCCCUCUGAACGAAGCAGGAGACCCCACGGAGAAGCUCAUGAUCAUCAGAGACGUCAUCAGUAAGUUCCGGACGGUUCCUGAGGGUCCCAUGCCUCCAGCCACGCCCAAGAUGGAGUACGGCUUUGUGACGCUUCAGAGGGUGGGGAACACCAGCGGCCUGCUGGAUAUCUUGACCCCUCAGGGCCCCGUGGAGUCCCUGCACCCCCUCACCUUUGAGGAGCUCAAACACUUUUAUGGAUUUGUGCUGUAUCGGACCAAGCUGCCCAGGGGCAUUCCGGAAGGCCAGCCUCUCAUCUCGCCUCUGAAUGGCAUCCACGACCGCGCCUACGUCUCUGUCAACGGGGUGUACCAGGGCCUGCUGCAGCGGGACACGGAGCUGGUGAUGAACGUGACGGGUCAGGAGGGGGACCUGCUGGACGUCCUGGUGGAGAACAUGGGCCGGGUCAACUUCGGCAGCAAGAUCCACGACAACAAGGGCAUCCUGGGUGAGCUCAUCCUGGGAAGGAACGUGCUCACCGAUUGGCUGAUCUACCCCCUGGACAUCGACGGCGCCGUCUCCAGCGGUUGGCCCCACUCGGGGCUCCGAGGCUGGCCACGCCCCCCAGAGACGGGACAGGCCAAUGGGACGGGACCCACCGUCUACAUGGGCACUCUGCCGCCCAAUGGCCUCGCUUGGGACACCUACCUCAAACUCACCGGCUGGACCAAGGGUCAGGUGUGGAUUAACGGGGUGAAUCUGGGCCGGUAUUGGCCAGCGUGUGGCCCGCAGCAGACGCUGUACGUGCCAGGCCCGCUGCUCAGCCCGUCCCGACCCAACAACAUCACGGUGCUGGAGCUGGAGGCUGCGCCCACACACACACGAGUGCUCUUCAUGGACCGCCCGCAGCUCAGCACCACACCUGGGAAACCAUGAACACACACACACACACACACACACGAGUGCUCUUCAUGGACCGCCCCCAGCUCAGCACCACACCCGGGAAACCAUGAACACACACACACACACACACACACACACACACACCCGCGAGUGCUCUUCAUGGACCGCCCGCAGCUCAGCACCACACCUGGGAAACCGUGAACACACACACACACACACACACACACACACACACACACACACCCGCGAGUGCUCUUCAUGGACCGCCCCCAGCUCAGCACCACACCCGGGAAACCAUGAACACACACACACACACACACACCCGCGAGUACUCUUCAUGGACCACCCACAACUUUUCGCCACACACUCUUUUCAUGGACCACUCACAACUUGCCAUAGAGGUGCCCUAGCCACCAUGCCAUAAAAGACACACACACACACACACACUGCUGCUGCUGCUGCACGACUGAUCAUUCAGCAUGUUUGCUUCCCUACCUGACCGCAGGUAGAGGGGGAAGUUAUUAGCCAAUCAUCUCCUUCCGUAGAUCUUAGCCAAUCAUCAUCACACACACACACACACACACACAUGUGCCACCACGGUGGCCACUCAUGAAGCUAGAGAGCAGACACACACAGGGUGCCUCUCAUUCAGCGUUUAUACGUCCUCCCUCGCUCCUCGGGCCUCCUCACUGAUCCACAUAAAGAAUGAUGGGGCGAAAACAAUGGGAUAGUCUAGUUAGCUAGUUAGUUAUAGAUCAGUGGGAACGCCCCUCAAGGAUCGAGCAUCGAGGAGGCAUGUUGAGAAGCUCCUUAAAUGCCAUAUCAGCAUAUACGUGUUUUAGUGGAGUGCUUUAGUAGUGCAGGAGUGUGUGUGAUCGCAUUGCACUGUCAUGGCCGACCUCUCACCCAACAUAACGCACAGUCCACAGAGUGGACAACAAAGGGUUCAGAUGCAAAAGCCUCUAAAUCCGUCUGACCACUUUUCUUUUAAAUGAGCAUUUUGUAUAGGCUCCUAUAGGGUUUCGCCUACAAAUCAAUAUUUCAGACCAGGUAGAGAAUAGCAUUUAGUGAGUUUUAAAGCAAUAUUAUUUAAUCAAUUCACACUAUAUGUGAAGAGCAUUCACUCACCAUCAUUAUCUUAUUUUUGACAAAAGUGGCUUUUAGAGGCUUUUGCAUCUAAACUCUUCAGUGAUGAACUGCAGUAACAACCCGUCAGAUAAUGCGAUCCUUAUUUGAGGUCCUUCUAUACAACUUAAGCCUAACUUACACUGACAGACUUUGACAAGAUUUGGGAAAGAUUGUUGAAAGACUGUAGUCUUUUAAUAAAUGCCUCAUUCAAGCUUUACUCAAAAGACUACAAUCUUUCAAAAAUCUUUCCCAAAUCUUGUCAAAGUCUGUCAGUGUAAGGUACUGUAGGCUUUAGCUGAUCAAACUGCAACCUUGUUUUCUGAUUAUCAGGAAUCUGAGUCAAUUGAGGAUGCUGUGCUCAAUAUUUCAUUUAUUUUUUUGGUUAUUUUCAUCUCUCUGUAGCAAAUCCAUCCAGACACAUUUCAAGCAGCUGUACACAAUUAAUGUAAACAUUGUUAGAGACCGACUGAAGGGGGGGGGGUUCAUUUCUCAAAGCAGAAUCUGUGGGCGCUACACCCCGCCAAUCAUAUAUCUGUAUCUGUGCUCCCCACACUGAGGAUGUCCAGGGCUGAUGACCAAAACACUGAGGUCACUGACACACACAGACACAGACACACACACACACACGUACAUUGCUUUGUGAGAUACCGCUCAGAGGUAAACAGUAAGUCACUGGUUGACUGCUGUUAUAUGGCACUAUACUCAUAUACUCAACUCCACUACCACCACAGUCACGGACACAGGCUCUUAUUGCCAUGUCCCUCAACAUUGUGGCUGAAAGAGACCGUUGCUGGGAAACUCAGUGAGAUCUAGAGAUGGACAACAGCACCGCAUAAGGAGUAUGGUGAGGUAUGGAGACGCACGUCAGGCCGAUGUGCUAGGAACUCUCACUGAGAUACAGGAAGUGAGGUCAUCGUUCUGGAACUCUGCUGUUCAGCUGUUGUGAUCAUGAACAUGAUGUUGUUUGCUGUGCUUCUCCUCAUUUCAUAUAAAAGAGUUAUGAUUCUGUAAAUAUGUUGUUAAUUUGAGAUAAAAUUAAACAGAUUUUUCAAUAA